CCAUGGCCUCUAACGAUCCCGGUCUUGCACAGUUAGGUGCAGAGGCCAACGAGCCCAUCAAAGGAGCAGUCCACAGAUCAAUCGACCUCGAGGGAGCCGAAUGUUCAGUGGCACCCGACCAGUUAGACGAACGCUACGAGACUUCGCGUUGGGAGAUCUGGUCUUGGUAUUUAUACUACGUUGGAGCACGAACUAAUAAGNCAAACGGUCUUUCGUUGUUCAACUUUAGUCCAUCUGCCUUCCAAUCUCUACUAUACCAGAAAGCUGGAGAUAGCGAGAUCUUGUACUUCCUUGGGUCCGAUCGCACAAUCAACUCCAUUGUGCUACUCAGCAACGGAAUAUCCUUUGCCAUACAGGUUGUUCUGUUCUUGAUCUUGGGAGCUUACGCAGACUUUGGUACACUACGUUCCAAGAUUUUGAUCGGACUUUCCGUUAUUGCCUAUGCCAUUGGCUUCGCAUGGCUCGGCGUACAUACACCAGAAAAGUGGCAGAUCGGAACUGGCUUAUACAUCGUAGGACUGAUCGGAUACCGUGCCAUCGCAGAACUCACGCUUAGCUUUUGGGCAGCUAGUUUUCCACUUUUGGCUAGAAACACCAAGGAAAUCCGAGAAAAGGCACGGGAUUGUGCAGACGGUAUUAUCACUCGUGAAGAGUACGAUCAUGCAGACAGCAUGAAAAGGAACGAGUUAAGCAAUGCUAUUAUCGUUGGGAUCAUGUUUGCAAUGCGUGUAGAUGAGUCUACCGCAAACAACAACUAUGGAUUUUCUGUCCUGAUUGCCUUCAGCAGUGGCGUAUGGCUGCUCCUGUCGAUUCCCUGGUUCUUCAUGGAGAAGAAAAGACCUGGCAUGCAAAUAGACUCGUCGAUCUUGGCUGCUGGUGUCUCACAACUCUGGUACGCUGUCACCCAGAUCUGGCAGCUCCGACAAUCUUUCUGUUACCUCAUUGGAUAUUUCCUACUAGGAGACUCGCUGAACACCAUUGUGACGGUCAUUGGCACUCUUCAGAAUGCUGUGGUCACUUACAAUACGCUCGAGUUGACAUAUCUUCUCCUCGUCGGUAUUGCCGCUCAGGCAGUGGGAAUUGGCGGUUUCUGUAAGCGAAACUGGAUCUGUCUUUUAUAUGUUUUUGCUAAAUAUGUUAGGGNNUUUGUACAAAGGCGCUAUGGACUUUCUACAAAGACAAUGUUCAACGCUGUUGCUAUUGGAAUCAUUCUGCUGGCCGCCUGGGGCAUGAUUGGUAUUUUUACUCAGCAAGUCUUCUAUGGCCUUUUCGUCUGUCCAUGGUACUCCUACAGUUUGGUCAUGAUCUCAGAGGUUACUCCACGUGGCAAGGAGUAUCUGUUCUUCUCCUUGUUCUCCAUGGUUGGCAAGACGUCGGCCUUCAUUGNNGGUAAGCACAUUGAGGGUGUAGAUUUUUAUAAGAACUUGCUAACUCUGCCUCCUAGUCCUCUUGUUUCGUCGGCAAUCAUUGAUGCAAGUCCUUCGCACAACAACAGCACACCCUUCUACUUCCUGCUCGCUCUCAGCUUGGUCAGCUUCUUGUUCAUCUUCUUCUUCGUUGACUUGAGCAAGAGUCAAGUCGAGCAGGCUGAGUUUUUGCGCAAGGAGAAAGAGGCUCGCGGCAAGGAUGUC
Molecule: messenger RNA, 1631 nt
Organism: Aureobasidium vineae
Lineage: Eukaryota; Fungi; Ascomycota; Dothideomycetes; Dothideales; Saccotheciaceae
Source: the annotation of a GenBank genome assembly